Messenger RNA from Pangasianodon hypophthalmus (striped catfish), 1503 nucleotides. RefSeq names its product rasd family member 4 (gene rasd4). NCBI's taxonomy places the organism in Eukaryota, Metazoa, Chordata, Actinopteri, Siluriformes, Pangasiidae. The coding region runs from base 255 to 881 and encodes 208 amino acids. The transcript has a single exon. Gene Ontology annotation, molecular function: GTP binding; GTPase activity. The record is from RefSeq and is a predicted model, not a curated record.
GAACCAUGAUUGAGAAAAUCUAUAAAUAGAACACACAGACACCCACAGACACAGAAGCACCUGUCAGCUAUAUGCCAUGUAUUACUGCAGCACAUCUCAGUGUGUGUUUAAUUUAGCAGCAACUGCUAAACUGAAUUUUAUGAAGAGCUCUACAAGCUUCUAAACAUUUCAACGUUAAUUUGUUUGAUGAGUUCCGAAAGAAAUUUUUACAGGAACUAUCCACUCCAUUAAGAUAAGAGCAGCAUUCAGAAAGCAUGUCUCUAGACGUAAAGGAAAAGAAAGAGGUACGUCUGGUGUUUAUGGGAGCUGCCGGCGUGGGCAAAACAGCUCUAAUCCAGCGCUUCUUGCAGGAUCGGUUUGAACCAAAGCACCGGCGCACUGUAGAGGAGCUCCACAGCAUGGAGUACGAGGUGGCUGGCAUCAAGGUGACUGUGCACAUUAUGGAUACAAGCGGCAGCUACUCGUUCCCAGCUAUGCGCAAACUCUCCAUUCAGAAUGGCGAUGUCUUCGCACUGGUCUAUUCUGUAGAUGACCCCGAGUCCCUCGAAGCCGUCAAGAGUCUGCGCAAGGAGAUCCUGGAGAUCAAGGAGGACAAGUUCACACCAGUGGUGGUGGUGGGGAACAAAACAGAUUGUAAGGGUGAAAGAAGGGUAAAUGCCGAAGACGUUGCUGCCACCAUGGAGCUGGACUGGAACAACUGCUUCUUGGAAGCUUCGGCUAAAGAGAACGACAAUGUGCUAGAGGUGUUCAGAGAGCUGCUGCAGCAGGCCAACGUGCCAAGUCGCCUGAGCCCAGCACUGAGGCGUCGCCGAGAGACCUUCCCCAAGAACGCAGGAGCACGGCCACCCAUGAACAAGACCAACAGCUGCACCAUGUCCUAAAGUUCACAGGACAAACGAGGAGGAUCCACUGGAAACUCCUCACAACAUUUUAACCCAUUCAAACACAGCAUCAUUGUUAUUAUCUCAGUGCUGACAAUAGAUAAGAGGGAAACUGCUCAAAAGAAGAAAAGGGGAGGUAAAGGAAAAAACUGUCUAUCCUCAAAAUGUGAGGAAAAAGCAGGAACUGGUGAUUGUUUGAAAAGAAUACGCUGAAUUUCAUGGCAAUUCUUUUCAAAUGUAAGUUGCACUGAACUUCUGAAGCUCUGACGAAAGCUCACUGUCAAGUGUUAACCUGAUGCAAGUGGACUCUGGUGGACAAGCCUUUAAAAAAAUGCUAUAAAAAACUAUAACCAGGUUGUGUGGACUGUAGUGUAAACAUAAAAUCCAUUCAAAUCCAUUUUGUUUUGAAGGUUGCUUGUAUAAAAUUUGCAUUGGUUUAUAGGCCGUCAUUGCAACAAAGUACUGAGCCAUGUCCUAGGAUAAGUCUACAUCUUGUAAAAAAAAAAAAAAAAAAAAUCCAUGAAUGUAAUGAAACUCAUGUAGUUUUGAUAUUCUAGAGUUAAUUAUGUUACACAUUUUUUAUGUUUUGUUACUGUAUGAAAAAUAAAUAUUUAAAUGAUCA